Molecule: messenger RNA, 768 nt
Organism: Linum trigynum
Lineage: Eukaryota; Viridiplantae; Streptophyta; Magnoliopsida; Malpighiales; Linaceae
Source: the annotation of a GenBank genome assembly
AUGUCUUCGAAUUUCUGGACCUCUUCUCACUUUCGGCAGCUUAUGGACCCGGAAGACGUCGAUGUGGUUCAGCAACUGGACAAAGACAGAGGCAUCACGCUUGAAGAUUUCAAGCUCAUUAAGAUGCAGAUGGCCAAUUAUAUAGCAAAAUUGGCUCAGUCCGUUAAAGUAAGGCAAAGGGUUGUUGCCACUGCAAUUACUUACAUGAGACGGGUCUAUAUCAGAAAGAGUAUGUCAGAGUAUGAUCCACGGCUUGUUGCUCCAACCUGCUUGUAUUUGGCAUCGAAAGCGGAAGAGAGCACAGUGCAAGCCCGAGCGCUUGUGUUUUACAUAAAGAAAUUAUAUAGCAAUGAUGACAAGUUUAAGUUUGAAAUCAAAGACAUACUCGAGAUGGAAAUGAAGAUUUUGGAAGCUCUUAACUACUACUUAGUAGUCUUCCAUCCAUAUCGCUCAUUGUCUCAGUUCUUGCAAGAUGCUGGCGUCCAUGAUGUCAAUAUGAUUCAGUUGUCGUGGGGACUCGUGAAUGACACCUACAAGAUGGACCUGAUACUUAUGCACCCACCUCAUCUGAUUGCCUUGGCUUGCAUUUACAUCGCCAGCGUGUAUAGAGAAAAAGAUGUAACAGCCUGGUUUGAGGAGCUUCGAGCUGAUAUGAACGUGGUGAAAAACAUAUCAAUGGAGAUCUUAGAUUUCUAUGAAGAGCAACACAGAUUGGCUGGGGAGGAUAGAACUGGUGCAGCUUUCAGUAAGCUUAGCUCAAAGCCAUAG